AUGCCUGCAUCUCCUCCUGUCAGCACCCUUUUUGGCUGCCCUGACUCUCAUCUCCAGCUGGAAAUGCUGGUCCAGGACCAUGAAACACACAAAGUUUACAGGCAGAAACUGGAAGAAGUCACCAGCUUGCAGACAGCCUGCAGCAGCUCCAUACAGAGGCAGAAGAAGACACUAAGGGAUCUGAAGCACAGCCUGCAACGGUGCAAGCCCAGAGCGAGUCCUGAGGAGUUUGCUCUCAUUCAGGAGAUCAGCAACCAGAUCAAGGAGAGGCAGAAUGCCUUCUUUGACAUGGAAGCCUACCUGCCAAAGAAGAACGGCCUGUACUUGAAUCUGGUGCUGGGAAACGUGAAUGUAACUCUCCUGAGUAACCAAGCAAAGUUUGCCUACAAGGACGAGUAUGAGAAGUUCAAACUUUAUCUGACAAUAAUCUUGUUACUUGGGGCUGUUGCCUGUAGGUUUUUUCUGCACUAUAGGGUGACAGAUGAAGUGUUUAACUUUCUGUUAGUGUGGUAUUACUGCACGCUGACGAUACGGGAAAGCAUUCUCAUUAGCAAUGGGUCAAGGAUCAAAGGCUGGUGGGUGUCCCAUCACUACGUUUCCACGUUCCUGUCUGGAGUGAUGUUGACGUGGCCAGAUGGACUCAUGUAUCAGAUGUUUCGCAGUCAAUUUUUAGCAUUUUCAAUAUUUCAGAGCUGUGUUCAGUUCCUACAGUAUUAUUACCAAAGGGGCUGCCUCUAUAGGCUCCGGGCUUUGGGGGAGAGAAACCACUUGGACCUUACAGUGGAAGGAUUUCAGUCCUGGAUGUGGCGGGGGCUGACGUUUCUCCUUCCCUUCUUGUUCUUCGGGCAUUUCUGGCAGCUAUAUAAUGCAAUCACGCUUUUCGGACUGUCAAGGCACAAGGAGUGCAAAGAAUGGCAGGUUUUUGUGUUGGCUUUCACGUUUCUGCUGCUCUUCCUCGGGAACUUCCUCACUACUCUCAAGGUGGUGCACACUAAACUCCAGAAAAACAAAGACAAAGUGAAGAAGCUGUGAACCACCCCAUUCAUAGUGUGCAUCCCUCUGCCUGCAGCAGGGCUGGGUUUGGGACAGAUCCUGCUAAAGCCCAGCUCGGACAGAUGGGCUCGGGAGGACUCAUCUGUCCCCGUGUUUGGCAAAGGACUCUGCCAGCACAGACUCAGUAUUAUCUCAAGCAUGGCUCUCCAGUCUGCAGUCCUGCUAUUUAUGUAUAUUUAAUAUAAAACAUGUUUGCUUCUGGGUUUUUUUUUUUCUUCUGUAUAUAGAGCAGCAUGCACCUGCCUGGCAAAGCGCCAGCGUUGGGGGAAUGUGGGAUCUACUGUAAUUCCAAUUCUGGAAUGAUACUUAACACUUUCCAGUUUUAUUAUUUAAAUUCUGGUAAUUGAAUUUGCAAAGGGUUAUAAACACUCUGGGUGGAUCCAGGAAUACAGAGCGAAUGCUGUUUUUCAAGGCAUUUGUUUAAGGCAUAUUUUCAGUGGCAAUACUAAACCUGUGUGUACUGUGAAAAGAAAGUGCUCAUCUUUGUACCAUACUGCUGCUAUAUACACUUUUAAAAAGCCGUUUAAAGAAGAGAAAUUCUCUUUAGAAAACAAAAUCAAGCAAGCAAAAGGGGUUUUUAAAUGGCAGGGAAGUCUGCUAUCCCUUUUCCAGGGAGACCGAGUCAUCUGUCCAGGCCUGAAAGGACCUAAAAUAAACCAUUCAAUAUG
Messenger RNA from Manacus vitellinus (golden-collared manakin), 1721 nucleotides. RefSeq names its product transmembrane protein 120B (gene TMEM120B). The transcript has 12 exons. NCBI's taxonomy places the organism in Eukaryota, Metazoa, Chordata, Aves, Passeriformes, Pipridae. The record is from RefSeq and is a predicted model, not a curated record. Bases 1 to 1032 code for a protein of 343 amino acids. Gene Ontology annotation, biological process: fat cell differentiation. Gene Ontology annotation, cellular component: nuclear inner membrane.